AUGAACCGGCCGCACAUUCGUCACCCGCCCUGGUGCGAGGCCCGGGGCCUCUGGGCAGCGGCUGAGGCCACGGACGGUGGUUGCCGAGGUCGCCUUCUCACAGAGCUGGCCGCUAGCCACCCCUUAUCCGGGGCUUCGCCCCCCUCCCAGGCGAGCACCAUCACCCUGGGGGACCUGGGGCUCUCCCUGGAGGAGGAGCUGGCCAGCCCCGGGCUCUUGAGUCUGGAGGAGAUCUCCGAGAGGUAUGAGUCCUGCCACCUGGCGUCUGCCACAUCCGUCCCCGAGCAGGAUCCCCCUAAGCCCUGGAAGCAGCUGGAGCAGUGGGUGGCCGACCUGCAGGCCGAGGUGGUGUCCCUGCGGGAACACGGGGACCGCUGUGAGCCGGCCAUGCUGAGCCUGCUCCGGGAAAUGCUCCGGCUGCGGGCCUGCGUGCAACUCCAGGACUCGGAGCUGAAGAAGCUUCAGCAGGACCUACGGCGGGUGGCCCGGGCCCCCGAGAAGGAGGCCCUCGAGUUUCCUAGCCCCCAGAACCAGACCCAGAUGCAGGCCCUGGACAGGAGGCUGGUGGAGGUCCGGGAAGCCCUGACACAGGUCCGGAGGAAGCAGGCGCUCCAGGACUCUGAGCGGAAGGACACCGAGCAGGAGGCCAGCCUCAGGUUGGCCGAGCUGGCCGGGAGGCUGGAGCAGGAGGAACAGUCCCGGGAAGCGGCCUGCAGCGGUCUGCAGAAGAGCCAGGAGGAGGCGAGCCAGAGGGCAGACCUUGAGGUGGCCAAGACGCAGGCCCAGGUGACCAAGCUCGGGGAGGAGAUGAGCCUCCGCUUCCUCAAGAGAGAGGCCAAGCUGUGCGGCUUCCUGCAGAAGAGCUUCCUGGCCCUGGAGAAGAGGAUGAAGGUCUCGGAGAGCGCCCGGCUCAAGGCGGAGGGCAGCCUGCGGGAGGAGCUGGACAGCAGGUGGCGGGGGCUGCAGGAGCUGGCCGAGGAGCGCGUCCGGGCCCUGCAGGGGCAGCGCGAGGAAGCACGCCGCCUCCUGGAGCAGUGCCGGGGCCUGGACAGGGCCGUGGUCCAGCUGACCAAGUUCGUACGGCAGAAUCAGGUGUCCCUGAGCCGCAUCCUCCUGGCCGAGCAGAAGGCCCGGGACGUCAAGGGGCACCUGGAGGAGAGCCGGGCGGGGGAGCUGGCCACCUGCCUGCGGGAGGACCUGAAAGCCGUGCAGCUGGCCGGGGAGCUGGCCCAGCGGAAGGUGCACAGCGCGCUGGAGCUGCAACGAGAGAAGAGCCGGGCCCUGGAGGUGUCGCUGGCCGAGCUGGAGACGCAGGUGAAGGACCUGAGUGACCACUUCCUGGCUCUGAGCUGGAGACUGGACCUGCAGGAGCAGACACUGAGCCUUCGGCUGAGCGAGGCAAAGAGAGAGUGGGAAGGCUCAGAGCAGAAAUCCCUGGAGGGCCUGGUCCGCUGUCAGAAGGAGGCUGAGGCGCACCUGAGGGAGGUGCGGGAGCGAGUGGACAGCCUGCCGCGGCAGAUAGAGGCCGUGUCCGACAAGUGCGUCCUCCACAAGAGCGACUCAGACCUCAAGAUCUCAGCCGAGGGCAAGGCCAGGGAGUUCGAGGUCGGGGCCGUGCGGCAGGAGCUGGCCUCUCUGCUGUCCUCUGUUCAGCUGCUCAGGGAGGGCAACCCCGGGUGCAAGAUCGCGGAGAUCCAGGGCAAGCUGGUCACGUUUCAGAACCAAAUAAUGAAACUGGAGAACAGCAUCCAAGACAACAAGACCAUCCAGAACCUCAAGUUUAAUACAGAAACCAAGCUGCGCGCGGAGGAGUUGGCCAGCCUGCGUGAGAGCGUCGUGCGGCUGUGGAGUGAGGAGGGCCCGUGGGCGCUGACGCUGGGCAGCAGGAGGGUCCUCGGGUCCCUGGUGAGGCAGCGGUUUUUCAUCAAGGACGCGGCCCCGGGAGAGGCGGUCCCCAUGAACUGCUGGGGCGUGUACCAGGCCGUGAGGUGGCUGCAGUGGAAGGCGGUCCUCAUGAGCCGGGUGGCGCAGCGGAGGGCGAGCGUGGUCUCGGAGAGGUCCCUCUGCCAGGAGCCCGCCCGCCCGCUCACGUCCGCAUCCCUUUCCCGGAAAUAA
Molecule: messenger RNA, 2115 nt
Organism: Puma concolor (puma)
Lineage: Eukaryota; Metazoa; Chordata; Mammalia; Carnivora; Felidae
Source: RefSeq, a predicted model, not a curated record